Cordyceps militaris CM01 is the source of this 672-nucleotide messenger RNA. Its product is annotated as DUF1000 domain protein. NCBI's taxonomy places the organism in Eukaryota, Fungi, Ascomycota, Sordariomycetes, Hypocreales, Cordycipitaceae. The coding region runs from base 1 to 672 and encodes 223 amino acids. Gene Ontology annotation, cellular component: nucleus. The record is from RefSeq and is a predicted model, not a curated record. The transcript is spliced from 2 exons.
AUGUCACACUCACAUUCACACUCGCACUGCCACGACGAGCAUGGUGGCGAGCACGACCACUCAGACGACAUCACGCCGGCACUGCAGUCGUCGCUGUACGAGCAAAUCGACUUUGACCAGAUUGUAACUCUCAACGAGUCGCGUCGAGAUGCCGGCAAGGCUAUUGUCAAGAAGACUUGGGCGGAGCGGCUCGAGCUGGACCCGGAGCUGGAGAGCGCUGCCGACGAGCAGCUCCUCAUGACGGUCCCCUUCACAGCGCAAGUCAAGCUGCACUCGAUUCUGCUCCGCACCUCCCCCUCCGCAUGCGCCCCCAAGACGCUGAACCUCUUUGUCAACCGAGACGACCUCGACUUUGAGGCCGCAUCGGAGGAUGAGCCGGUGCAGCGAUUCGAGCUCGCGCAAACGUCCGAGCUACAAGACAUCCCCGUCAAGCGGGCGCUGUUUGGCAAGGUGCAGCGGCUGAGCCUCUUCUUCGCUGACAACUUUGGCGACGGCGAUGAGGACGUGACACGCUUGAGCUAUGUGGGCUUCAAGGGCGAGUGGACGCGGCUGGGCAGGGCGCCGACGAACAUCGUUUACGAGGCGGCGGCGCAGCCGGGGGACCACAAGAUCAAGGGCACAAACGUGAAUGCCAUGGGCAGUGGUAUUGGAGGACGGGGACCGGGUGUCUAG